Molecule: messenger RNA, 1012 nt
Organism: Solanum lycopersicum (tomato)
Lineage: Eukaryota; Viridiplantae; Streptophyta; Magnoliopsida; Solanales; Solanaceae
Source: RefSeq, a predicted model, not a curated record
AAAAGAAGAACAUAAUUCUUGUGUGUGUUUUCAACUAUGUCCAAAAGUAUUCAGAUUAAUGGCAUGUGGAGUAAACUCUCCCACACCCUAGAAAAACACAAAAACACCUGCAAAGAAUUGGCCAUCAUUAAUCACAGGCUAGUGAAGCAAAUCCAGUACUAUGAGACAAAAGCAACUCACUUAGCCAUGUUUUAUGUCAUUUUCCUGCUCAUCAUUUUCCUGUCAAAUUCAAAACCCUCACCCGUCCAAUGUAAAAACUGGUGGAAGCCUUUCUCCCUUUCCAUUUUGGUUGCACUUACAUUUGGUGCCAACUUCAUAUCAACCCUACUUAAAAGCAUCCACAUAAAAAAUGCUCUAGAUAUGAACUGGAUUGACCAAGGGCUGAGCAUUCAAAAGAUGGCUAACCUAGAGCGAGCAGCAAAAUUUGAAGCAGAAUUCAUGGACCAUCAAAGGAGCAGCAACCCUGUUAUCAAAGUUGAAACACACUCUGCAAGUUCAGAUGCAGACACUUUAGACCAGAAAGAGAACUACGUUCAAUUGCACCAUGUUAACAGUCAUGCUGCUUACUCAUAUACUGAUACAGAUGAGGAAAGUUCAGCCAGUACGAUUGGGGAUUUGCCUAGAACAUACUCAACCCUGCAGCAACAAAACGUGGAUAGAAUUUCUGUCUUUCAACAGUAUGCAAAAGCUGGAACAACUGUUUCCUUCUUGCUAGCCUACACAGUUCUGGUACUGUACGGAUGCCGCUCUUCUGUUUGUGAUGGUAACGCAUAGUUGGACACACAAGUGAACUGAUUUACAGAAAGGGGUGAUUACCAGAUCAAAGGUUUUUACCAGGCCUGUCAUCUGAAGAGUUGUUAGUGGGUGCACUCUCUACAUGAACAAAUGUUUGAAUAGUUUUAGAUUCCUUAAGUUUUGAUAUUCUAUGUACAUAGAUCGAAUAGUUUGUACAACCACUUGAAAGUUUGGGAUGCAUUUCAGAACACAGACAUGAAUGUAAAUUAUUGUUGGC